Molecule: messenger RNA, 1945 nt
Organism: Dichomitus squalens LYAD-421 SS1
Lineage: Eukaryota; Fungi; Basidiomycota; Agaricomycetes; Polyporales; Polyporaceae
Exons: 8
Coding region: 1013-1945 (310 amino acids)
Source: RefSeq, a predicted model, not a curated record
CUUGGUCCGGCGCGGCGUGUCUCCUCGCUGUGCUACUGCCCUUCUACGGUUGCAGCACCGUCUUCAGCCCUUUUUCUCAAUUGAUUGGCUUCAUUUGCCCUCCAUUCACGACAGCCGAUGUGAUCGGCUCAUCCUCUGAUUCUUCUCACGCCUACCUCAACUCUGCAUUCCGCGGCUUGUAAACCCAUUUCCGCCCGCCUCUCCGGAGAAGAUUCAGUCCAUGUGUCUUAGCGCACUUCGCUGUAUGUUCAUGCGUACUCGUUGAACCAUCCGUCGGGACGCGUUCUGUUUCACGCGCCUUCUAAGGUAUGCCCAGUUCUGCUCCCUUGUCUCCACCGGACGUCCUCCUUGAUCCACGUAACCUGUCGACGCUCUUCGUCGGGUUGACUUAUCCUCCGCCCUCCCCUUUCAUCCCGACACGAGUCAACACACCUUCUGGCCGCCCCGUUCUGCGUCGGGACUCGUGUCGAAUGGACUCGUUACCGAUCGCCGCUCGUCCUCUCGCCCAAGUAAACAUGAGCCAAAUUGCCUUGCAACCGUCAAGCUUUUCUUCCUCAUCCCGUUUAGGGGCAUCAUCCUGAGCAGGCAGGCCGCUGCGGCGCGGAUUUGCAAGCCAAUGACCGACGACCGAACAUCUUGAGGAAGGUGUGUGGGUACAGGGCGGAUCGGGGGCCGAGGUCUGCAUUAGGAGAUAUCGCGCCACGGCUGGCCGUCGAGACGGACUACGCCGUAUGGUCCCCUUCCUCCCUCCCUUCCCCUUUUUUAUCCAUGGCGAGCUCCUCGUGAUACUAGGCGGUCGACGCCGUAGACUCUUCUAAAUACUUCAUAUAACACUUCAGCCUCGCGUGGACGCGGCUCUGUACGACCUACAUCUGGUUCCUAUCCCGCCCCCGCAGGCACAACAAGUGGUCAAUUGACGGCGUCGAAGUCGCACUCUAAGAAGACAGUUCCCGGCCCAGGCGAUCAUGCCUCGUCUACAACAACUAACACAUCGCCCCGGUCACCCGCAAAGAUGAGGUUAGUAGGCCGACGGCGAGUAGCGUAUCCCGCUGUGCGCACAUGUGUCUCCGAAGCCCCCAGGAGCCUCACGUACCCUCGUCGACCGCCUUCGAGCGUCGUAAUUGUCCAAGCUGGAGCUGCGCGUCUUGAGAUCAUCGUGACGACCACUAUGGAGCUUCUGUCCGCUCCCACCACUAUUGAGUGGAUCGGCUGUGGCGAGAGGCACGGACGUUUGAUGGUUCUAGCAGCUGCUACGUUCGGUUCCUGCAUGACCGUCUUCUUUAUCAUUUCCCCGAUCAUGGAGGGCUUGUGCGGAGGAUGGGCCACCCUGCAAGCCGCCAUGUCGGCGUGCGGCUCGGGCUGCACCUCGGGCGUGUUCUACUUUGACUUUGCGAUGGCCUCCGCGGUUGGUGCACUCUUGAUCCGUUGUCCGUUCAUCCCGAUCUUCUCGCCGGCGGUCGGCGUACGCAACGGCGCGGCGACUGUGACCCCGGUGUUCUAUGUUGCUGCGCUCGCGUGGUUCACCAACUUGAUGCUUGCGCUGUUCCUGUUCCUGGAGUCGCUGGGUAAGAAGAAAGCCAAGGGAGCCGUGUCGCCACUACCUGCUCCGACGGUGCCAGUCGCAGAAGAGUGGCUCGGUGACAUCGAGCGUUUGUUCAAGCACAUCACGUUGUUCCUACCGAAGACGCUUUAUGCCGACCACAUCGAUGACUGGGUUGCCGAACGGCUGACCUACUACGUAUCAAUAGGUUCUGCGCGCACUCUGCAUCUGCUCUUGGUCCUUCGUUGUUGUACUCAGGCUAGACUUCGUGGGAGCUACGACUUUGAGCCGCUCAGUGCAAGCUUGGAUCCCCGGGCUGCUAUCGGGCCGCCGGGCCUUGCUCUGCACGUCAUCGACAACCACGUUGUCGGCCCCAAGAGUCGAAUGGACGACGGUGUUUCUUAA